Messenger RNA from Lactuca sativa (garden lettuce), 3389 nucleotides. RefSeq lists its product as uncharacterized. NCBI's taxonomy places the organism in Eukaryota, Viridiplantae, Streptophyta, Magnoliopsida, Asterales, Asteraceae. Gene Ontology annotation, cellular component: plasma membrane; plasmodesma. Gene Ontology annotation, molecular function: ATP binding; transmembrane receptor protein tyrosine kinase activity. The record is from RefSeq and is a predicted model, not a curated record. Gene Ontology annotation, biological process: protein autophosphorylation.
UAAUGAUGCGAAUUGUUCGUUCUCUCUCUUAUAUAGCUUUGCAGGCUCUAGCACCUUAAAUUCUCUCUCUCCUUCUCUUCUCACGUUGCACCACCAUUACCGCCCUUCAAGCUCGAUUUGCAGGUGAAGAAGACGUUCGGAUAUGUUUAUAUAAAUAGAACAACAACGCUACUUCUGCCAUAACCAUACAUAAACAAUGUCUUCUUCAGCAGUAAACCUCCAAAAGUAUCAAAUUCGAUUAGCAGAUAUUCAUCGGGCCACAAAUUAUUUCGAUAAAGAAUAUCAGAUUGGAGACGGUGGUUAUGGUAUCGUCUACCUAGGACAACUCUCAAUAGGGUCGGAGGAACGCAGUGUAGCCAUCAAACGCCUUAGUAAGUGUGGUCAUCAAGGAAGCGACGAGUUCCAUAAAGAACUUGAGAUGGUUCCCACUUUUGACCAUCAAAAUAUAAUCUCUUUCAUUGGUUAUUGCGAAGAGGCCAAUGAGAUGAUUAUAAUUUAUGAGUAUGCUGCAAAUGGAAGCCUCGAUAGUCACAUCCAAGACCCAGUUAAAAGGCACCGCAUAACAUGGGCUCAACGCUUGAAGAUUUGCUUAGGGGCAGCAAAAGGCCUUGGCUACCUUCACUCCGCUAUUGGGGAGAACACAAGAGUAAUUCACAGAGACAUGAAGAGUGCAAAUAUACUAUUAGAUGAGAAUUUGGAAGCCAAAAUAUGUGAUUUUGGUUUGUCAAGAUAUGGUCCACGAAAUCAGCAACAAACCAAACUCGUUACAAAGGCUGCGGGCACAAACUUUUACAUUGACCCAGUUUACGUUCAAAGAGGCAGGGUCUCGAAAGAGUCUGACGUAUACUCGUUUGGAGUGGUACUAUUUGAAAUGUCGAGUGGGAUGCUGUGUUAUAAUCCAAUGCACUUUAAAGAUGCAAAGGAGCAAUAUCUCCUGGACCUAGUCCGAUGCUACUAUGACGAGCAUGAAGAGGAUGGGCUAAACAAGUUAAUUGAUCCAAUAGUAAAAGGGCAUAUUGACAUGGAGUCUUUUCAAAUUUUUAACGAAAUUGCACAUGAGUGCAUUAACCUCGACGUUACAAAGCGCCCCUCGACGGAAAGGAUUAUCGACAGGAUUCAGGAAGCAUUGACUAUUCACAUUCAGAGUUCCCAAUGUCAAACGCCAAUAUCUUCUUUAGAGGUACACCUGAAAAAUUAUUUAAUUCCACUCGAGGAGAUCAACCACGCCACCGACAACUUCAGUGAAAACAAGCGUAUCAGGCACGGUGGAUAUGGUGAUAUCUACAGAGGACAACUCUCUAAAUGCUGGCAAUACCGCACAGCAGCCAUCAAACGUCUUCAUCAUGAUGGUUACCUUGGAGAGGGUGAGUUCCACAACGAGCUUGAGGUGCUUUCCAAAUUCCACCAUAAAAAUAUCAUCUCUCUAAUUGGUUACUGUGACCAAGAUGAUGAGAAGAUUUUAAUAUAUGAGUAUGCUAUGUAUGGAAGCCUUGAUCAUCAUCUCGAAGACCCAAAUAAGAUGCGCUGCAUCACAUGGACACAACGCCUACAGAUUUGCAUAGGUGCAGCAAGAGGACUCAAUUACCUUCACACGGGUCUUCGAGACUACAAUGGAGUAAUACAUAGAGAUGUGAAGAGUGCCAACGUAUUGCUAGAUGGCAAUUUGGUCGCAAAAAUUACUGAUUUUGGUUUGCUAAGAUCAAGUCCCAAAAAUAGGCUAUAUACCGAAGCCAAGGUUACUGGUACCCAAAUUUACUUGGAUCCCACCUACAAUGCAAGUGGCAUCCUUCGAAAAGAAUCUAACGUGUACUCAUUUGGCAUGGUAAUGUUUGAAGUUCUUAGUAAAAGGAGCGUUAGUGAUGAUGAGCUAAUUGAUCCUCAUAUAAGGAAUCAAAUUGACAAUCGUUCUUUUGAUACCUUCAACGAAAUAGCAUAUCAAUGCACUCAUCUCAAUUUUAUGGAACGCCCUACAAUGGACAAGGUUGUUGACAGGAUUGUGGAAGCACUAGAUAUUCAAAUGGAGGAGAAUGUUGCUGUACUUUGUGAGUGUGUUCGGGUAGAAGUUGGAUUCAAUUAUGGCAAACCUGUUGCAGCGUACACCAUAUACAAAUGCCUUCUCCAUUGGAAGACUCUUGAAGAUGAAAGAACACCCGUAUUUGAUAAACUUAUUUACAUUAUUCUUUCAGCAUAUGAGGAUGGAGAAAAUAACAAUCAAAUGGCGUAUUGGAUAUCAAUUGCAUCUACUUUGCUAUUCUUAAUAGAAGAAAGUCAAAAGAAGCUACCACCUCGAUGUUUGGCUAUGGGAUCUGGUCCGUCUGUAUUUUCUGGUGACCUUACUGAGGAUGAGGAUACAACUGAGAUAGUACAACAAGUUGAAGCCAAAUACCCUGCUUUGCUUUUCAAGAAGCGACUAAUAGCAUAUGUAGAGAAAAUGUAUGAUAAUAUUCUUGGAAACGUGAAGAAAGAGUUGGGAUCAUUACUUGCUUUAUGUAUUCAGGCUCCCCCAAGGUCAGAGAAAGUGCUAAUAUUUGGAGUGUCCUUUGGGAAAGAUUCUCACUUCAAAUCCGUAAAUAGUCUUCACAGCAGAUUGAAAAAGAAAUUUGGCAAAGAUUCUCACUUCAAUCAUUGGCAAGGCAUUGUUGAUUGCCUCAACACUCUUCUCAACACAUUGAAAGAAAAUUUUGUGCCUCCUAAAAUUGUUCAGAAGAUAUUUGCUCAAACUUUCUCAUAUAUCAAUCGGAAGAUAUUUAAUAGUCUUCUUCAGAGCCGGGAGUGUUGUUCCUUCAUUAAUGGGCAAUAUGUGAAAGCCGGUUUAGUAGAGUUAGAGCUAUGGUGUUGUCGGUCAAAGGAAGAGUAUGCAGCCUCAUUUUUGGAUGAACUAAAGCCUGUUACAGAGGCUAUUGGGUUCUUGACAUUAAAUGAAAAAGACCAGAUAACGUAUGAAGAAAUCACCGAUGAUCUAUGCCCAAUUUUAAGUCUCCAACAAUUGCAUAGAAUAUGCACUCUUUUUCAGGAUGACAAUGGCAACACUCCAUGUGUUUCCCCGGAAGUUAUUUCAAUCUUGAGGAUGUUGAUGAUAGAAGAAUCUAGUAAUGCUAGCAGCAAUUCCUAUUUAAUAGAAGAUAGGUUCAGAAUGCCUUUCUCUGUUGAUGACCUAACUACUGCCUUGCAAGUAAAAGAUUAUGCAAACGUUAAGCCUAGUGAUAAACUUUCCAAUUAUCCAGCUUUCCAGUUUUUGUACAACUAAUUAAAUAUCGGUCCUUAACAUAUCAUUUCUUGCUAAUAUACAACAUACACUUUUGGUGUUAAUUUGGACACAAACAUAAGUGUAACUGUCAAAACUUAUGCUUCAUUUUUAGUGAUUGCAAUGAAAGUUAUGAUAAACUACA